Hypanus sabinus (Atlantic stingray) is the source of this 1335-nucleotide messenger RNA. RefSeq names its product claudin-4-like. The record is from RefSeq and is a predicted model, not a curated record. Bases 399 to 1049 code for a protein of 216 amino acids. The transcript has a single exon. Gene Ontology annotation, molecular function: structural molecule activity. NCBI's taxonomy places the organism in Eukaryota, Metazoa, Chordata, Chondrichthyes, Myliobatiformes, Dasyatidae. Gene Ontology annotation, cellular component: bicellular tight junction; plasma membrane. Gene Ontology annotation, biological process: cell adhesion; bicellular tight junction assembly.
AGGAGUACGCUGGGGGAGGGGCGGCGAGGAGGACUCCUUUUCACAAAUUUUCAGGAUUUCGUCCUGGGUCAAACUGAGACAAGGGUUUCAAAAUGUGCCAAAGGGUUGGCGCAACAGGUGCUGUGCGUUAAAGGAUGCGAGGGUUUCAUUUCCGAAAUGGAACCUGCAAAAGCUGCUCGAUGAUCCGUUAGCCCUGCCGUCUGCACCUGAGCUCCGGCUGACUCCGCCUCGGCCGCCCAGCCGCUGUGAAGCAGCUGAUUGGUAAUCGCGGUCACACUGCGGAGACUGCUCCAAUUGGAAACCGCCUCUCUCCGCAACAAGUGAAGCAGAGAAGGAGCGCGGCUGGCGAGCACCGUAGUUUCUUUGGAAGUUCGCUAGAGCAACGGUUUCGAAGACAAAUGGCUAAUGCUGGACUUGAAAUCCUGGGAUUAUCCCUGGGAGUGAUCGGAUGGCUGGGAGCCAUUAUAGCCUGUGCCUUACCCAUGUGGAGGGUGACCGCUUUCAUUGGAAGUAACAUCGUGGUGGCGCAGAUCAUUUGGGAAGGUCUUUGGAUGAACUGUAUUGUUCAGAGCACCGGGCAGAUGCAGUGUAAAGUGUACGACUCGCUGUUGGCGCUCUCGCAAGACCUCCAGGCUUCCAGAGCUUUGACCAUCAUUGCCAUUGUGCUGGGAGUCCUGGGCAUCCUCAUCUCCAUCGUCGGAGCCAAGUGUACCAACUGUAUCGAUGAUGAGGCGACCAAAGCCAAGAUUAUGAUUGUGGCUGGAAUUAUCUUCAUUCUUUGUGGAGUGUUGAUCCUGAUCCCGGUGUCCUGGUCAGCGAACACUAUCAUCAGAGAUUUCUACAACCCGCUGGUCACCGACGCCCAGAAGAGAGAACUUGGCGCCUCCCUCUACAUCGGAUGGGGAACAUCGGGUCUGCUGAUCCUCGGAGGGGCUCUGCUCUGCUGUUCCUGCCCCCCGAAGGAUAUCAAGUACACGCCUUCCAGAGUGGCCUACUCUGCCGCCAGGUCCACAGGUCACAGUGGGUACGACAGGAAGGACUAUGUGUGACAGGGCCAUUAGUCAGUGGCCGCCCUCCGGGGCUUCCCAGCAUGUUUGAACUCCUGAGGACGCCACUCUGGAGUGAUUUUAUUGUCCUUUUAUAUUGAUUUUUUUUCCGUUCAACUUAUUGUUAAAUUCACAAGACAAAGUAACUUGGUGGUGAGUGUGCAUGCAUGUGUAUGUAGUAGUGUGACGUAUUUCACCAGAUAUAGUAGCGAAGUAGCGUUUGAUUGUGAUUCUUGUAUUUGUGCCGUGAUUCCCUGCCGGUUUUUCCCUUUUGAGUUGUUUUUUUUAA